Messenger RNA from Lutra lutra (Eurasian river otter), 1582 nucleotides. RefSeq names its product phospholipid-transporting ATPase ABCA1-like. The record is from RefSeq and is a predicted model, not a curated record. NCBI's taxonomy places the organism in Eukaryota, Metazoa, Chordata, Mammalia, Carnivora, Mustelidae. The transcript is spliced from 6 exons. Bases 749 to 1492 code for a protein of 247 amino acids.
CAGUAAGUGGAGGGAUGCUCUGAAGAGGUGUACAAGAAGUAAGGUUUUUAUAGGGAUGAGGGUGGGGCAAGAGAAUUAUAAACAAAGGAAGAGAAAGGAUUGUUCAAGGCAAGGUCACUUUCUCUUGGUGCGGGUGGUGGAAGAGCAGGGAUUCUUCUGCAGGUUACCUCAUCUUUAGGGGCUUGGAGAGGGCCACGUGACAGUCUUAGUGGCACCUAUCUGAAAAUUCCUGACUGACCAGUUAAGAUUACAUUUCUGGGAAAGGGUGAUAUUGCAAUUAGAUAUUAAGUCCUAGUUUACGGACUUGGGGCCUUAACUGAACUGAUGCCAUUUUGGGCCUGCGUUUUUAAUUAGUUUUUUUUUUUUUUAACACAAUAGAGAUGUAAUUUUUUUCCCAUCUAAGUUACCAGACCCUCUGUAUUGUACCAUAGAAACCUUGGGGAUCUGUGUACUGGAAGCACUGUGUUAGAGUAUGUAGCUAGGAAUGGAAUUGCUGGGUCAUAAGAUACGUACCAUAUUCAUCUCUACUAAACAAUGACAAACCAUCUUACAAAUUCAUGCCCUUACUCAUAGUGUAUGGGUUUUUUUCUGGCCAAUUUGUCCAUUUGGUCUGAUGAGUAUGAAGAUGCAUUUUUACACCUUACAUAAGAAAUAGGUAUCAAGUAAAGGCUGGAGGAAAUUAUACGUGUGCAAAGGCAAUAACCCACUUGAUGGUGUUCCUACAUCGUUUUGUCCAAAGGUCCAGCUCAUGCAGCUCUGCAGAAGGAAGCAGGAGAGAUCCAUCCAGUGCUGUCUGAACUGGUCUUGCUGGAGAAGCCUGGAAAAGAAGAGCAAGGCGGUAUCAAAACAGCCUCAGAUAAUAGGUGACCUUUGGUGUUGGCUUCCUGCAGAAUCCAGAGAAACAGACCUGCUCAGCGGGAUGGACGGCAAAGGCUCCUACCAGGUGAAGGGCUGGAAGCUCACACAGCAGCAGUUUGUGGCCCUUCUGUGGAAGAGGCUGCUGAUUGCCAGAUGGAGUCGGAAGGGAUUCUUUGCUCAGAUCGUCCUGCCAGCUGUGUUUGUCUGCAUUGCCCUGGUGUUUAGCUUGAUCGUGCCCCCCUUUGGCAAGUACCCCAGCCUGGAACUUCAGCCUUGGAUGUAUAACGAACAGUACACAUUUGUCAGAAACAUGCCCUGCUCUGUGGGGGAGGAGGAGUGGACCACCGCCCCGGUCCCCCAGACCAUCGUGGACCUCUUCCAAAAUGGGAACUGGACGAUGGAGAACCCCUCACCCACCUGCCAGUGUAGCAGUGACAAAAUCAAGAAGAUGUUGCCGGUGUGUCCCCUGGGGGCAGGGGGGCUGCCUCCUCCACAGGAGGAGCAUGUCAUGGACAUCCUUGUGUCCAUCUGUGUCAUCUUUGAGAUGUUCUUCGUCUCAGCCAUCUCUGUUGUGUUCCUGAUCCAGGAGUGGGUCCGUGAGGUAGAGCACGGGCAGUUCAUCAGCAGAGUGUAGACUGUCACAUACUGGCUCUCCAGUUUUGUGUGGGACAUGAGAGAGUACAAACAGGGGAAGCAGCAGGGAGAGGGAGAAACAGGCUCCCGC